Messenger RNA from Leptinotarsa decemlineata (Colorado potato beetle), 408 nucleotides. It is a transcript of the gene Cngl, whose product is annotated as Cyclic nucleotide-gated ion channel-like. Gene Ontology annotation, biological process: monoatomic ion transport; transmembrane transport. Gene Ontology annotation, molecular function: protein-containing complex binding; intracellularly cyclic nucleotide-activated monoatomic cation channel activity. Gene Ontology annotation, cellular component: membrane. Lineage: Eukaryota; Metazoa; Arthropoda; Insecta; Coleoptera; Chrysomelidae. The record is from RefSeq and is a predicted model, not a curated record.
UACUUGCGAUGAAUUUUCCAAAUGGAAGACGCUACACAGAUUGAUCCACCUUCCAGUGGCGGAAGUGUGACGGCGGGAAGAGGCGGAGGUCAACAUGGAAACAAUGCCGUUGGAGGUGGCAGCGGGAGUCAUUUGAUGGUGACGAAUACAGCAGCUGACGAAGGCAGCUCCGAUGACGCCAAUACGCCGCUUCAAUCACCGAAGUCACAAAACACCAGCCGAGAAGAGGACGACAGCUCGAAUGCGAAUGAGUCCGACUGUAAAAGUCCGAGUCAAAGAAGUUUCAAUUCCAAGGCGACCAAUGACAGAAGACAAUCAGAACCGGCAAAGGCUGCAACGCAAAGUUGGAAAAAUUUACGGGCUGUCAUGGCCUACUACCAUUCGCUGCGAAAAAUCAAGAGGUUUUGA